Colletotrichum higginsianum IMI 349063 is the source of this 2298-nucleotide messenger RNA. Its product is annotated as Peptidase S41 family protein. The record is from RefSeq and is a predicted model, not a curated record. Bases 1 to 2298 code for a protein of 765 amino acids. Gene Ontology annotation, biological process: proteolysis. The transcript has 3 exons. Lineage: Eukaryota; Fungi; Ascomycota; Sordariomycetes; Glomerellales; Glomerellaceae. Gene Ontology annotation, molecular function: serine-type peptidase activity.
AUGGUCCAUCUCGCCUCCGCGCUUGCACGGACUUUACCCCUCGCCGGUCUCGCCGUCGCAGCUCCGGCUAUCUCAACUCCAUUUCGGAGACAAACAUCUAGCAACGACGCCUGUGCCGAGAUUGGCCGAGCUUACGAUGAAGCCGUUUCGGCAAACACAACAAACAACGUGGUGGUGAAGCCUUCAGUCGCAUACGAGUGUCUGAGAUCGAUCCCGGUAGACGUCGAAAGAGACGUUGCGAUUGUCGAAUACAUCCGGCCGUGGCUCGAGUUCCAAAGCACAAUUGGCAUUCUUCCUAACCCACCGGAUGAGUACCUGUACCCAGGGGUCGACAUCUUUGGCGGGUUCGACAACAUCACGAACUCUCUCGAGAAUGGCGGAUACGAAUCGCAGCUUGACUUCACUGUGGAUCUGUACAGACUGAUCAAUGUCAAGCCUCGCGAUGGGCAUUUGGCGUGGUUCCCUGCUCUGGCCCUCUUGAUCAACUUCUCGACCCCAGCCCUCUUCGUUUCAAUCUCAGAAGACGGUGUCCAGGCGCCCAGGAUCUACCUUCACUCCGACUAUGAGCGAAGCCUGCAGCAAGGGUACAAUGCGUCCGAGGUCAAGUCCUUCGACAACUCAUCCAUCGUCGACUACAUCCAGCAGCGAGCCGUCGACAACUCGCGAGACCAGGAUCCCGACGCGGCAUACAACGAGCAGCUCUACAGCGCGGCCUUGGCCAACGUUCUUGAGACCACUGGUGCUCGCAGGUACUACCACACGACUCUCUCGGACGAGAGUGUCAUCGAGUUCACCAACGGCACUGAGGCGACUGUCGUCAACACCGCCCGUGUUGUGACGAACUUCUCCGGCAUCGACUCUGGCAGCGCCGUCCACGACCGCUUUGAAGUGCCUGGAGACGACGGCGAGGCGGAGGUGAAGCUUGAAUCUACCACAAGGGACUUUUCGCCGGAAUUGGAGGGAUACCCGCUCCCUCUCGUCAUCCAUGAGGAUAGGUACAUCAGCGGCUACGUCUUCAACGAUUCAGCCUUGGAAGACGCGGCCGUUCUGGCCGUCAACAGCUUCGUGUCGCAAAACAACACCAGAACUAUUGGCCAGACUGUCAUCGAGGCGAUGUUGGAAGACCCCAUCGAAUUCGGCAGAGUCGCCAUCGAGUUCGUCGAAGCCAGCAGGAGACAAGGGAAGUCCAAGCUCAUCCUCGACCUGCAAGGCAACGGCGGCGGCUUGGUGGCCAACGCGAUGGCCCUGUACGGGAUUCUGUUUCCCGAGGGCGGCAAGGAGGCGCACAUGAACAUGCGUGUUCGCGCCCACCAGGCCCUCGACUGGGUCGGCUCAACGGCAGAGAAGCUCGGCGUCGAUUUGCAGACGAUCCCGUACCCCGUGGGCUUCAGCGGCUUCGUCGACGAGGACCUGAAGAAUUUCACCAACUGGGAGGACUUUUACGGCCCGGAGAAGAUCGGCGACGACGAGUACACCAACAUCGUGCAGCCGGCGUCCGUGGCCACCGCCCGCGACGGUAGCCCCGGCGUCUUCGAGGUCCCGGAGCCGUGGUUCAAGCCCGAGGACACCGUCAUCGUCACCGACGGCCACUGCGCGUCGGCCUGCGCCUACGUCGUGGGCAUGAUGACCCGCGAGCUCGGCAUCCAGGUCGUCGCCAUGGGUGGCCGGCCGAUCGACGCGCCCAUGCAGGCCGUCGGCGGCACCAAGGGCGGGCCCGUCCUCUCGCUGAACCUCUACCAGCUCCUGUACCCGACGCUCGGCGCCUUCGCGACGCCGCCCGACGACGUCGACCUGACGCCCUUCGCGCAGCGGGACCCGCCGCUGGCCGGUUCGCCGACGGCGACGUGGACCAUCAACUCGGCCAACGUGUACCUCGACGACGACCUCGACGGCACGCCGGUCCAGUUCCGGUACGAGGCGGCGAACUGCAAGCUGUACUACACCUGGGACACCCUGACGAACAUGACCAGCCUGUGGGCGGCGGUGGCGGGCGUCAAGUGGAACGGCGGGCGGUGCGUGGCGGGCUCGACGACGAACGACGACGGCACCAUGGGCUCGUCGACGGUCGGGUACUCGGACAAGGUCGUGUCGGGCUUCCAGUGGGCUGCCGGCCCCGGUGACGUGAUUGAGGGGGCGAGCUCUGGUAACGGCGGCGGCGGCGGCGGCGAUGACAACGACGAUGGGAACGGUGGGGGUGGUGGAAGCGGCGAGGACGAGAGCGCUGCCGGCUCGCUUCGCGCCGGAGGAGGCCUGUUGGCUUUCCUGAUGUUCGCGGUGGUGUUGGUGUUCAACAUGUAA